Messenger RNA from Fulvia fulva, 837 nucleotides. Its product is annotated as Extracellular metalloprotease. The transcript is spliced from 3 exons. Lineage: Eukaryota; Fungi; Ascomycota; Dothideomycetes; Mycosphaerellales; Mycosphaerellaceae. The coding region runs from base 1 to 837 and encodes 278 amino acids. The record is from RefSeq and is a predicted model, not a curated record. Gene Ontology annotation, molecular function: metallopeptidase activity.
AUGAAGUUCAUCCCACUCACUGCUGCUGCGGCAAGCCUUGCCUACGCGGAAGAAUAUGUUCGUUGCAAGACCGAGCCAACGGCUGAGAAGAUUUCUAUGCUCAACGAAGCUGCUUCCAACGCAAGCGCAGCAAGCAGCGAGGCACUCUUCAGCAUCGCAGCCCUUCGCAACGUCGACACAUAUGUGCACGUUGUCACUACAUCCGCCAAGGCUGGUCGAUAUAGCCAGGCUCAGGUCAAUGAGCAGAUCUCUGCCAUGAACAAUGCCUACGCACCCCUAAACGUGGCGUUCAACCUAGUCGAUACCGACUUCACGACCAACAACGCCUGGGCCGCAGCCGGCGAUAGCAGUAGCGCUGAGCUUGCCAUGAAGCGAGCUCUCCACCAGGGCUCAUACGCAGACUUGAACCUUUACUUCCUCUCUGACCUCGGUGGAGGUCUGCUCGGAUUCUGCUACUUCCCAGAAGCCUCCCCAUCUUCCCAAGACCUCAUCCUCGACGGCUGCGUCAACCUCGCGGACUCCCUUCCCAAUGGCUCAGCAACCAAUUACGACGAGGGUGCCACUGCCAUCCACGAGACCGGACACUGGUUCGGUCUCUACCAUGUCUUCCAAGGCUCGUCGUGCUCCGGCUCCGGCGACUUCGUCUCCGACACUCCGAUCCAGCGAACUGCCACGAGCGGUUGCCCCAGCAGACAGGACUCGUGCCCGAACGCUGCUGGUGUGGAUAGCAUCCACAACUGGAUGGACUACUCUUACGACGCUUGUAUGUAUGAGUUCACCGCGGGCCAGGUCACUCGCGCAGCGGGUCUGUACGAUCAGCUUAGAGCUGGCAAAUAG